CUGACUAUGAAAGAGGAGAGUUGUACGGUACUGACACUAUAUUAUCCGCGCCAAAAGGAACUUACUACAUGUCACUCCUUGCCAAGUUUACCUACGGUGCUCCACUCCCUAGGCAUCGAGGAACUUGCCACUGAUUCGAAUCCUGUGCUGAUUUCUUCACCCCCGGAAUUGGCUGGCAUGACGCUGGAGGCACGAUUAAUAUCUUACGACUGGCAAAAUCAGUUCGAUGAGUUUCAAGAGGCAACUAGAAGUGGAUCUUUUAAACCACUUUGUUGGGGCGCAAAAAAUCAUGUCAUUCCGGGCUCAGAGUACCUCGAAGGAUACAGCAUAAACAUAACAAAAACCUUUAAGCAACAUCAAUACUGUAAACCAAAGCAACGCUCAUUUGUCGCCGACAGUGUGGGGCAAACGGAUCUUGAGCUGCCAGUGCUUCAUGAAAUGGACAACAAUAACAUCAUUGAAGGAGCAGCACGAAGCAGCCGCAGUUCAGCAGCCACCGAAACGCAAGGAUUAAGCAAAGCCGAAGACUAUAGUAGAAGUUUUGUGACAACUUUCUGGUAUGCGAGCGCUUUCAUUAUUAUACAGUGGCACAACCGAUGGUCCCUAACUAGAAGCGCAUUUUAAGCGUUCGCAUUCCAAUACACUCAUCUGUCCAGCCCCGCGACUCUGACGUCAUUACGUGUCCUCCACUCUACCCAAUCCUCAGAUGAAUUAUGUAGCUGCAUGAAUUUCUAAUUUUGUUACCCUAGUGUGUAGUAAGUUAUUGAUUAAUUUUACAAAAGUUUAUUGUCGAAUUGUAGACUUACGGAAACCAUAAGCGUAUUACGGCGUUAUUAGUUAAGUACACUCAUAACUACAUACAUACAUAUAUAAUAUAUAUACAUACAUAUAUACAUAAAUAAAAUAGCGAUAAUCAUACAAUACGCUAAAACCAUAAGCAUUAAAAAUCGGUGAGAUUUAAAUGGAAAGCAAUAAUUAGUUAUCGAAUACUUGUUUGUGACUCGAUAUUAUACAUUUAUACCGUACUCGUAUUUAGUGUGUAAAAUCGUUACUUUGCAUGUAGUAUUUUAAUAUGGUGCAAAUAUAAAUCUAAAUAACCAAAUACUUUACAUUAGUAAUGUUACAGUGUGUGAAAAAUACUCAAAAUUAGAUCUAACUAGAAACUACCUAUCUUACAUUAAGUCGACAACUAUUUUGUACGAGUGUAUCGCCAGUUAAUUAAUAAGCUGACCUUCCUAAAUCGACAGUGAGCGCAAAAUAAAAUUAUCAUUUUAAUUAAAAUAAUUACGAAUUCAAAAAUUCUUUAU
Messenger RNA from Bactrocera latifrons, 1307 nucleotides. RefSeq names its product MOXD1 homolog 2 (gene olf413). The transcript has 3 exons. Gene Ontology annotation, biological process: octopamine biosynthetic process; dopamine catabolic process; norepinephrine biosynthetic process. Lineage: Eukaryota; Metazoa; Arthropoda; Insecta; Diptera; Tephritidae. The coding region runs from base 7 to 624 and encodes 205 amino acids. Gene Ontology annotation, molecular function: copper ion binding; dopamine beta-monooxygenase activity. Gene Ontology annotation, cellular component: secretory granule membrane. The record is from RefSeq and is a predicted model, not a curated record.